AUGCCUGUGGUAGAUGGGUAUUUUCCGUAGAGAUCACUACAAGUCUGCUGCAACCGCGACUGCGAGGGUUUUCCUCCUUUGCAUCUCCGUUUCCCACUGUGCAAUGGGAGGAGAAGGAGGAGGAGGGGAAUGGAUGGAGACGGAGGUGCGCCUGUCGACGGGGGCGUUGGAGGUGAUGUGGCGGGAGGACGGGCUGCGUCCGGUGCUGCAGCUGGCGGACGCGCCGCAGAUGGCCGGCGGCGCGGCUUCGGAGUCUGGGCGCUACCGCGUAGCGCUCUCCGACGGCGGCGCACGCCUGCAGCCGGGGAUGCUCGCCGCGUCCCUCAACCACCUCGUCGCCCGCGGCGCGCUCCGCCGCGGCACUGUCAUCCGCGUCCUCGAGUACUUCGCCGGCUUCAGCCGCACGCAAAGGAUCAUUAUUGUUAUCCAACUUGAGAUACUGCAAGCUGAGUGCAUGCUAAUCCGCAGUCCCACAAUCUUUGAGGCCAAUGCAACUCAACAUAUUGGUGUAUCCUGUUCUGGUGGUCUUGCUAUCCAUGAACCUUGCUUCAUGCAAUGUACUCAGCAAGUUAUUACCAACUCGUCAUAUUCUCCUGAUAAGAGAGUGUUGGAUUCUUCAGUUACACCAAGGGCAGAACCGACAGUGAUUAAUCUGCCAUUAAAUGAAUGUUUUUGUCCAGUGCCAGCACAGAGCACAAUAGAUGCCAAGAUGCAACAGCUUUCACUGAAUGAUCAUCAAAACCAAAGGUUUACGGUGACUGCCACAGGGCUCUCAGGCGCGAUGUCAGCGCAGCUGACGCCCGGCGCGGUGGUGGCGAUCUCCGAGCAUGCCGACGGCAACGGGACGCUCAAGCCGAUGCUGCAGGUGGUGGACGUGCGGAUGGUCAGCAAUGCCAACAACCCCUCCACCGAGCGCUUCCGAAUGGUGCUCUCCGACGGCAUCUACACGAUGCAGUCCAUGCUCCCUGCUGCCAGAACACCUGUGUCCUGGACGGCUCCAUCCGGAAGGGCUCAAUUAUCCACCUCCAGGAGUUCACCUGCAACACCAUCCAGAACCGCAGGUUAAUUAUUGUUACCAAACUUUAUGUUCUUCAAAGUGAGUGCAACAUAAUGGGAAACCCCAAACCCUAUAAGAUGAGAAACCAACCUAAUGAGCAGGUCACCAACUUACCGCCCAAUGCUGAAAAUAAGUCUCCU
Molecule: messenger RNA, 1197 nt
Organism: Sorghum bicolor (sorghum)
Lineage: Eukaryota; Viridiplantae; Streptophyta; Magnoliopsida; Poales; Poaceae
Exons: 4
Coding region: 14-1066 (350 amino acids)
Biological process (GO): DNA replication
Cellular component (GO): nucleus
Molecular function (GO): DNA binding
Source: RefSeq, a predicted model, not a curated record